AUGAACAUGGGAAGCUCGUUCAUCGAUGCAGGAACGGUUUACGGCAGAACAGUAGAAGAAGCGAAAGCAAAAAGGACUGGAGUAGACGGUCAUCUACCUGCAAACGAUUUUCCUCCAGUUCUGUUAGAAGACUUGGAAACCUCCAGGACGGUUUUGAAAGAAAUAUGGACAUUCCAGCACAACAGUAUAGCGAAACAACUUAAGGACCUUAAUCCUACUUGGGACGACGAGCAACUGUAUCAGGAAGCUCGACGAAUAGUUAUAUCGCAGAUACAGCACAUAACUACUCACGAAUACCUCCCUCUAUUGAUCGGCAAGGAAGCGAUGGUAAUGUUGAAGUAG
Messenger RNA from Cooperia oncophora, 342 nucleotides. The record is from the annotation of a GenBank genome assembly. NCBI's taxonomy places the organism in Eukaryota, Metazoa, Nematoda, Chromadorea, Rhabditida, Trichostrongylidae.